UGUGAGAGCUGUGAGAAAAGAAAGAGGGUUUUCCACGUUGAAAAAUGUUUGAAUUAUAUUUAUUGGACAGCUUUCGGAUUUUAAAUAACACGUGAAUGAACGUGAAGGAAGGAUGAAUCACUGUGAGGACGAUGCGGAAACACACACCUGAGCCUUGUGUAAAGAUCUGAGGAGGAGAUGAUACCUGAGCCCUCAGCUGCAGCUGCAUCCAGAGUCUCUGAGCAGAAUAAUAACUCUCAUGAUGAGGCGAACUCUUCAGAGGCUGUCAAUCAUUCAGAGGACGAGUCGGGGAACGAGAACAGACAAAAGAGUGUGAGACGUAGAAAAAGGCCUCACGAGGGCUCCGAGAAUGUCAAACGCAAAAGUGCCAAAGCGAGUCGCAGUGGUGUCGGCAGAGCAGGAGGCAGCCACGGUAAACAGAGACACGUGGAGGCCGUCACCCUGUUCGAGGUGGUCACCAUGGGCCGGAGCGCCAUGCAGGCGGUGAUUGAUGAUUGGAUCGAGGCUUAUGUGACGGACAGAGACUCUUCUCUCCUCGAUCUCAUCAGCUUCUUCAUCCAGUGCUCUGGGUGCAAAGGUGUGGUCACAGCAGAGAUGUGUCAGAGCAAAGAGGACAAUGAGGUCAUGAGUAAGAUGGUGGAGGAGCUGGAUGAGGUCGCUGGUCUGCAGUAUAAGAAGUUUUUGGCCUUUCCGUGGAUCCUCACAGUCACGUGGCCCAUGGACACGGACAGUGUGGAGUAUCCUCUGAUUCAGUCCGGACCGUACGGCCGCUGGUUCCACUCUGAGUUCUGCGACUUUGUGUCGGUGCUGGUGGCUCAGUGUCAGCACAGUGUCAUAUUCGACAGUUACCUGAUGAACACCCUCAUCUCGCUGCUCACAGAGCUGUCGGACUCUUACGUACGGGCUUUCAGACACACCUGCACGCUCGCAGCGGUGAAGCUGCUGAGCUCUCUGGUGGCCGUGGCUCUGAGUCUGAGCGUCGGCAUUGAGAACAGUCAGAAACUGUACGAGGUGCAGAAGAGGAAGACGAUGAGACAGAAAAGCACUCUGCAACAUGAGAGGAUACAGAAGAAGAUCACAGAGCUGCAGGAGAAGAGGGCGGAGAUAGAGAGCAUGAUGGACGCCAUCUUUAAAGGAGUUUUUCUGAAAAGAUAUCGUGACGUGCUUCCAGAAAUCCGCUCCAUCUGCAUGGAGGAGUUGGGUUUGUGGAUGAAGCUCUACAGCUCUGCUUUUCUGAAUGAUAGCUACCUCAAGUACGUGGGCUGGAUGAUGCACGACAAGAUACCAGAUGUGCGUCUCAAGUGUGUGUUAGGUCUUCAGGGUUUGUAUGGAGAUCCUCCACUGCUCCCGAAACUGGACCUGUUCACCAGCCGCUUCAAGGACCGGAUGAUCUCGAUGACUCUGGAUAAGGACAACGAAGUGGCGGUGCAGACCAUGAAACUACUGCUUCUCAUCUCCAAAACAUCUGACGAUAUCCUCAGUCCAGAGGACUACGAGCAGCUGCUCCAAUUUGUUUACUCAUCACAGCGACCUCUGGCGGCCACUGCAGGGGAGCUGCUCUUCUCCCGGCUUCUCAACACUGUAGCCCCUGCAUCUGAUACUCAGGAUGAAACAAAUGAGGAGGAGGCUCAAAAACAACAAACAUCUGCCAGACUGAAGGCUCUGCUGCAGUUCUACCAGGAGUCUGAGCUGCACAAGCAUGUGGCGUACCUGGUGGACAGUCUGUGGGACUGUGGUGGAGCUCUGCUGAAGGACUGGCCCACACUCACGUCUAUUCUGCUGCAGGACUCCUCCUCACACUGUUCAGGUCUCACUCCAGCUGAAGAAGCGGUGCUGGUGGAGAUCCUGGUGGCGUCGGUGCGUCAGGCUGCAGAGGGACCAGCGCUGGCAGGAAGGAGCGGAGCCAAGAAGGUAAUGAACGCCAGAGAAAAGAAAAUUCAUAUUGAUGACUGUACGAAACUCACUGAUCAUCUGCUCGUGGUGCUUCCCAAGUUACUGUCCAAGUUUUCAGGUAGUUGUGACAUUGUUGCCUCCCUGAUGAGGAUUCCUCAGUACUUCCUCCCAGAGUGUCCUGAAGCUGAAAACACACGGGCGUUAUCCUCCCUGAUGGCGGAGUUGGGAGCGGCUCUGGACCGACACUCGAGUCCCGCUGUUCUGGAGGCUGCAGCCCGCACCUACCUCAGUCUGUGUGGCGAGGAGACGGCCUGGAGCUCCGAGGCCCGAGCCGCCAGAGACUUUUUGGUGCAGCGCUGGGUGGAUCAGCUGACAGCACUGCUGGGAGCCUCGCAGAAGGGUGAGAGUCCGAGUUUCUCAGCUGACGAGGAGAAAACUGCAGAAAUUUUAGCCACGCUAAAGAAACUCCGAGCUUUCCACAACUGUCACAACCUCCUCGGGUGGAACCUGUUUGAGCUGCUGUCUCCUCUCCUGUCAGUGCAGAGCGGCGAGGGAGCAGUGCCGCCCGAGGUGCUGCUGGAGGUCCUGCAGCUUCUGUCCUUCUGCAUGCUCUGGUCUCUCAACACCAGCACUGAAACGUUAACCUCCAGAGACAAAGCUAUGUCUCAGAGACUCCAGCUGCGUCUUUUCUGUGAGAGGGGUCAUCACUGUCUCUCCCACUCAGACCACAGAGUGCAGCAGCAGGCGUUUCUGGGUGUGUGUGACGUUCUGACAGCUCAUUCCUACCAGCUUCACGUGUGGGAUCCCACCUGCUUCGGUCCGCUGCUCUACACACCCAGUCCCAAACUGCAGAGGGCGCUGUUGACCUUUGUAUGCACGCACGUCUUUGUCGGACCGGAGUGUGACAGCCAGAGCAGUGUCGGUGAAAACUCAGAGCUGGAGCGGCUGGAGGACCUUCACAGACGCAGAAAUCUGCUGGCGGCCUUUUGCAAACUGAUAGUGCACGGGGUGCUGGAGAUGAGCAUGGCAGCUGAGGUCUUCAUGUACUACAUGAAGUACCACAACGACUUUGGAGACAUCAUCAAGGAGACGAUGUACAGGACCAGACAGAUCGAUAAGAUAGAGAGCUCUCGUACUCUCGUGCUCUGUUUGCAGCAGCUGUUUGUUCGUCUGAGGCGAGAGCAGGAGAGCGGCGGCAGGGCUCACCCAGGAAUCCAGACCUUCACGAGCAUCAAAGAGCUCGCCAGGCGGUUUGCCCUCACCUUCGGGGACCUCGUCAAGUUUCGUGAGUGCGUCGUCAUGAUCCACAGGAACGGCAUCGAGUUUGUGUUCCAAGAGUUCAGUCAGACCCCAGAAACACCGACGCCACCGUACCUCUCCUACCUGACCAUCCUCAGCGAGUUCUCCAGCAAACUCCUCAAACCAGACAAGAAAACAGUGUUCUCCUACCUGCAGAAACACACAGCGGAGCACAUCAUUGACCUCAGGGAGGAGUGCUGGCAGCCGCUCAUCUACUAUCGGGCUUCUCUGUUGGCUGCAGCUGAAGCAGAAGACGCUGCGUCCUACGUUAGCUCUGACAGGAAGCCCAAUCGCUCUCCUUUCUCCAAACAAAAACUAGAAGGGAGCAAGUCCCCCUGCCCGUUCAGCCCCGUUGACUCCAAAGUUGGGAAAGCUCACAGAUCCAGCUUCAGUCCAAGCCAACAGGAAAAGACGGCCGACACGGACCCGUUUUGUCCUGUGGAAGCUCCCGCAAAGAAAUUAAACAUCGAGGGAUCCGUGCUCAGCGCCGGCGGCGAGGCGAACGACGACACUGUGGAAGUUGAGCUGUAACGGUUAUGAGGAUGUUGGAGGAGGACUGGCGCUUCUGUUUGACCUCACACUGGACGUCACAAACUUUGAGUGAGACGUUUUACUUUCCUGUGUCUUCUCCGUUCUGAUGUGUCCCUGCGUCCUGUUCAUACAGGUUUGCUGAAAAUGCAGUACGUUAUGUUUCGUAUGAGGAUGUAGUUUUAAAGGAUAAUAUUUUUCUUUUUGUCGACAAAUCUCAUGAAAAGACAGAUCAAGAAUUUACACUAAAAAUACCACAAUUACGUGUGCCAAAUCUGUUAUAUCUUAUUCCUCUCUGCCAUAAAACAAAGUAUUAAAAACAAACUAAAAACCGACAGAUCCUAGCAGUAAAGUUAACCAGAAGACAGUAAAAAUUUAAAGGUAACCAAUGUCUGUGGGAGCAACGCUGAUCCUGCAGCAAAGUGGGUCUUUAUUCAUAUAUAGCAAAAGCAGCCAUGUGUAUAAAUUUAGUAGUUUGCGUAACUUCAAACUGCUAAUUUAGUAAUAACUUCUAUCACCGUCCAGCCUGUCCAGGUAACGAGUAUAACUGUAAAACGUCCCCUAGUACAAAUAAAAAUAAAUAAAAUAAGUUUUCACCCUUUGAGGCAAAUUGGCUUGAUUUAUUUCAAAAACAUGUGA
Messenger RNA from Plectropomus leopardus (leopard coralgrouper), 4359 nucleotides. RefSeq names its product cohesin subunit SA-2. The record is from RefSeq and is a predicted model, not a curated record. Lineage: Eukaryota; Metazoa; Chordata; Actinopteri; Perciformes; Serranidae. Gene Ontology annotation, cellular component: cohesin complex; chromatin; nucleus. Gene Ontology annotation, molecular function: chromatin binding. Gene Ontology annotation, biological process: sister chromatid cohesion.